Equus caballus (horse) is the source of this 8586-nucleotide messenger RNA. RefSeq names its product spindlin family member 4 (gene SPIN4). The record is from RefSeq and is a predicted model, not a curated record. NCBI's taxonomy places the organism in Eukaryota, Metazoa, Chordata, Mammalia, Perissodactyla, Equidae. Gene Ontology annotation, cellular component: nucleoplasm; cytosol. Gene Ontology annotation, biological process: regulation of DNA-templated transcription; gamete generation.
GUUGUGACAUCUAUUAUGUGUCUUACCUCAUUCAAGUUGUGAUUUCCCUUGUUCUUUGUAUGAUUUGUAAUUUUCUUUGCAUCCUUAUCAUUUUGAUAUUAUAUUAUGAAACUCUGUAGUCUAACUUUUUUUAUCAGACAGUCCCCCUGUUGUUAUGUAGCUGGAGGGUUGGGUGCGUGUUCACGUUCAGCUUCUUGUGGGAACUCCUGACACCAUCAUUGCAAAAGUGGAGCAUUGAGUCACAAUGACUCAUUGCAUAUGGGUGGGAUGGAUAGAAGUUUAGCUCCCUUCUUAGAUCUGCCAAUAGCUUCAUCUUGAAACGUAGGUACUGACUCAUACCAUCUUAUUGCCUCCAAGUGGGAGUGGAGGCUUAUCUGGGCCUUAUUGACACCAAGGGUGUAGGGAAACUUGAGUACCAUCUUAUUCUUCUCAUUCAGUCUCAUUGAUGGUGGAUGGGGAUAAAAACUCAGCUCCUCAGUGGGUUUCACUAACACCAAGGGUGUGGGGAACCAGGGUGCUGACUACCCUCUGUGUUGUUCAGUCUAAUUGCUGCUGUGUUGAUAUGAAGGGAGGGUGAGAAAAGGCUAAAGAAUAGGGGUUACAAGCACUACCUCAGGCCAUCAGAUGACUGUGGAGGAACAACUCAUCAUUAAGCCUUACUGACAGGACUUUGGCAAGGGAAUCAGAGUGGCCACACAGCUUGCUUCUGCUAAGUGGGGGUUGGAAGAUCAGCUCUGUGCUCAGCAUUACCUAUACUGCUCUGACAGGGAGGCACUGCCUGCUUAGGGAAGUGCUGCCUGCUUCUACCAGAUGGAGCAUGGAAGAUAAGCCCUCUACUUGGACCUGCCAACACUACACUGUCAGAGGAAUUGGAACAUCAUCUGUUUCUACCCAGCAGUGGAUGGCAGAUCAAUUCCCUGCAUUUGAGGCUGUUGACUAACCUUGUUUCCCAUCACAAACCACAUCCCCUAUUCCUUAGCCUGGCAUACUCUGCUUCUCCAGCCACAAGCUCUUAACCAGUUUUUCACAUAACUUAUGCCUGGCAUACUCUGCUUCUCCACCCACAAGCUCUUAACCAGUUUUUCACAUAUCGUAUGCCCACGCAUACCUUUGUUCCUGCCUUUCCUCCAGCUGUUUUCUGCUUAGACUGAAGGCUUCUCUAUUCUACCACCUUCUGAAUGUCUUCCUUUUGUUGUCUUACCCUUUCAAGUUGUCUUUUACAAUCUCCCCAGCCAUAACAAAUCAUUACCUCCUUUGGGUCCCCAGUGCUUAAUUUGUACUUCUCACAGUAUUUAUUAUAAUCUGCGUUGUACCAUGGAAUUAAGAACAUUUAUGCCUUUCCCCACUGCCCCUUCAGUUAUAAAUUAUCACUGUAGCUCUCAAAUUUAUUUCCAAUAAUGUUUAAUUUAUCCAGAAUUUGGCUUCCAGAAACGUGCAGCAUUUGAAAGACUGCUCUGAAACUAGCUAUAAAGGACAAAAUUCUGCCACAGUGCCUCCUUGAUUUACACUCAGCCCAUGACCAAGAGGACUUGAGUGUAAAACAGAGUAAAAGUUCAGUGAUGGGGCAUGAGCUAGCUGGUUUGUAAACAGACUGGUAAGAGAAAAAGGCUGGUUUCAGGGAAUGACUGGUUAGGAGACUAUGAAUACUUCCCAUGAGCCAGUUCAUGUGCUAAGAAAUUUCCUUGUAUUUAUCUCAUUUAAUCUUCACAGCUACCCUCUGAGGUAGAUGUUAUUAUUAUCCACAUAUUGCAGGUUGAUGGUGUUUUCCUAAUCAUUUUCGGACUUAUGGACACAUAUUCACAGGGUCAAUGAUCUGGGAGUUCUGAAGGGAUAAAUAAAGCUGCCCUUAGAGAUUUUGAGUCACCAGGACUGCAGUCUUCAGAGGCUUGUAUAAUACUACUUGUUUUAUUUGGGAGGAUUUCUUUGGUUUGGAACAGAGCAGCUGAAACCACUUAUUUACUCAUUUAACAAAUAUUUAUUGAGUACCUACUCUGUGUAAGGCACUUGAGAUGCAAGAUAAAAGUCCUUUCCUGAAUGGGUUUAUAGUCUAGUGGGCAGACAUACAGCGUAAACAUUAUAUCACAGUGUGGCAAGGCCCAGUGAAUCCAUAAUGUUAACAGAUGAUCUAAACAUCAGAAUCAUAGUUUUAGAGAAGAAAGGAUAUUAGAAAUUCUUUUGCCUCCUCAGGCUGUUUUAUGGGGUUGUAAGCAACAAUUUGUAUUGAAGUAUAUAACUGAAAAGCCUGAGUGAAUUGUUUGCUCUGCCUUUGUGUGCCCUGUGGGUGGUCUUUUUCUCUCACCUGUCAACUGCUCUUCUCAGCAAAAAGAGCUUGGCAUAUCUUGGUCUAGGAAUUACUUGGUGGGCUAUUAUUUGCGGAACAUAAUGUUAUGACAUUUACAUUUACCUUCUGACUUUCAGUGCGUAGGUUGUAUAUAUGUGUGAAUACAUACAUACUACUACAUCAUUCUAAAGAGUUUUAAAAUACCUUUUAGUAUAUGUAGUUUUCUUGCUUCUUUGGAAUUACUUUCUCAUAAUGUAGUAUUGGAGAGUUAUCUCAUCUCCAAAAUCCUCGGCCUGGAAAACAUGGGAAAUUGGGAAAACCACACAUGUUCUGCCCAAUCAGCUAUUAAAUGGUAUGAGGACUAAGUUUUUCCGUCCCUGCCUCAGAAAGUAAUGAAAUAUGGGUGCAGGCAGUAUUGCCACCUUACAGCUUUCUCCCCUGCUUUCCUACAUUUCCAGAUGAAUUAAUGACCUUUUUUAUCCAUGAUGAUAUGAGGUCUUCUCUUAUGGCCAAUGAAGUGUGGAGGAAUGAAAAUGAGGGGCCUCGACUUCCCUGGUUUUUACUGCCAUCUUGUAAGUAGGAUACAGGGCUAAAAGUUUUCCAGACAUUCUCAUUUAAUCCUUAUAACAUCCCUGUGACUCGAGGUAGGUGGAAGUAUGGACACUUUCUUUUCUAUCUUUCACAUCUUCCAUAUGAGCAUGCAGUACUUUCAUAAUCACAAAAGCAGCAAAUAUAUACCACAAAAACCAUUUCAUUUUUUUCUGUCUACAAAAUUGGGGCCACGAUUAUGUUUCAAUAUCUUGCUUUUUCAUACAUUGUUCUUCUCUCAUAUCUAGAUCUCCAUGUCAUUAAAUAUUCUUUGAAAACAUGGUUUAUACUAGCUCAAUAAAUCCAUAUGUAAAGGUAAACUAUUUUGUUAUCUAUUCUGUCAUAGACUCUUUAGAAUAAAUAAUGGACCAUGCAUACAAAGAAACAUUAUGGAACCAUUAAAAAUCAUGCUUUCAGAGUAUUUAAUAAAUGCAUUUUAUUAAAUGCUCCAAGGUUAUGUUAAAUUAUAAAAUGCUCAUGAUAUAAAUGAAAAAAACAAGCUUUAGAGGUAUGGAAUCUGCUUCCAAUUUUGUAAAAUAUAACCAUAGAUUUAUUAAUGAGAGAAAUCAGAACUGUUAACAUUUUGGUGUAUGUCUAGACUGUAAGAUUAAGGUUAGUUUCGUCUUUUAUUCGGUUGAAUUUCAGAGACUAUCUACAAUAUCAACACAUUUCUUUUACAUUCAGCAAAACAUUAUAAAAGUAUUACUGGGAGUGAUCAGAUAGAAAAUAUAAACGAGAGUUUUGAUCAAGAUGGUGGACUGUACACAGGCUUUUUCUUCUCAGGUCUCAUACUCCUUAAACUGAAAGAAAAUAAUUUGUAUGCACAAAUUCUGUGUAUGUAUGUGUGUGCCGAAUAUUAUUUUUUAAAAAAGUCUUUGUGAGGAAUUCCUGGAAGAUAGAAAGCAGAUGGAGCGGUCGUGGAGAAGGCUAGUGGGCGACAGGAGGCCAGAGAAAAGGGAGGAGAGCCGGCCAGUCUGGCUCUGGUUUGAGGGAAGCGGUCGGGUGUUGCCUGAGGAAAUGAAAGAGCAAGCGCCUGUGACUGUGUGGACUGAACGCGGGUGCGCGCAUUGACCCGCCCUGCUGCUGCAGCGGAGCGGAAGGAGGAAUGGCGAGGGGCGGGGCCGAGGCGCAGGCGGGCUCAGACCGGUUGGAUUCCCAAAGCCACAAAAACCCCGGCGCCAGAGCUAGGCCGAGCAGAGCAGCGCUGCGAAGCCGAGGCCAAGCGGAAUCUUCAGAGACCGGACACUGCCUGCGCCUUGGCCGCUGCAGCCAUCUCUCUUAUCUCUUGCCUACCUUUCGCCUCGUCUCUUUCUCCAACGCCGUCCACAGCCGCAGCACCAUCGAUAAAAGCUAAGUGGUCAAUUCAAGGACUUGGGGUUGGGAGUCGGGGCGGGCGCAAGGCGCGGGUAGCACACGGGAGCCCGCCAUCUCCUGCGGCAACAGCUACUGCUUGCAGACAGCCCGCCAGGGCGGGAGAGGGGAACACUGUCAAGAGGUUCACGCUGUCCCAGUGCCCACCGUCAGAGUUAGAACGCUUCUACCAAGCCUUAGGUGAGAGCCUUGCGCCUGGGGAAGGGAGGACGGACGGAGACUCAGAGAUCACGAAAAAAGAUCUCAUAUUGGAUAGUGUUGACUUUUUGUCAGCUUAAUCGAGCAGGUCGCAGCUUUACCAAAGCCUCCUUAAAAACCCGGAGCCAUGUCGCCCCCAACUGUGCCUCCGAUGGGCGUAGAUGGCGUGUCCGCAUACCUGAUGAAGAAAAGGCACACACACAGGAAGCAGCGACGCAAGCCCACUUUCCUCACCCGUAGGAACAUCGUGGGCUGCCGCAUUCAACACGGCUGGAAGGAAGGCAACGAGCCCGUGGAGCAGUGGAAGGGCACCGUGCUCGAGCAGGUUUCCGUGAAGCCCACUCUCUACAUCAUCAAAUACGAUGGCAAAGAUAGUGUGUAUGGACUAGAACUGCACCGAGAUAAGAGAGUUUUAGCGCUAGAGAUCCUUCCUGAGAGAGUGCCAACUCCUCGCAUUGAUUCGCGCCUGGCAGAUUCCCUGAUUGGCAAAGCAGUGGGGCAUGUGUUUGAGGGUGAGCACGGUAGGAAAGAUGAAUGGAAGGGCAUGGUCUUGGCGCGAGCCCCCGUGAUGGACACUUGGUUUUAUAUCACCUACGAGAAAGAUCCCGUCCUUUAUAUGUACACGCUGCUGGAUGACUACAAAGAUGGUGACCUGCGCAUCAUUCCAGAUUCCAACUACUAUUUCCCUACAGCAGAACGAGAACCUGGAGAAGUGGUCGACAGCCUCGUGGGCAAGCAAGUGGAGCACGCCAAAGAUGACGGAUCCAAGAGAACCGGCAUUUUCAUCCAUCAAGUGGUGGCCAAGCCGUCUGUCUACUUCAUUAAGUUUGAUGAUGAUAUCCACAUUUAUGUCUAUGGUUUGGUGAAAACCCCCUAAAUUCAUUGUGGUCUUUGCAAAAGUUGUGGAACUAUUAAAUGUAAAAUAUGUCGUGUUCUUGUAAUUGUGAACUUUUGAUAACAGUUUUGGUGUCACAGAUUCAGGAACUUAUUGUUACUUAUUACUUAUUGUGCCUCCAAAUCUUACAUUCACUAGUUCCACAGUUUUGCCCCAAGUAUACUUUGGUACUUUUGAUAUUGCCUUGUUCUGUAAUUGAAAAUUUAAAUUAGGUGCUAAUAGAAAAUUGAGAAGUGUUUGCAACCAUUGGAACAAAGAAAAACUAGAUAAGGAAAAAUUAAUGGUGUAACGCCAAACCCUCUCCUUUCUAUUUCCUUACCUUCCCUCUUUCUUCUCCCCAGGUAACAAGUCUUAAGAACAUGAGGUAUACCCUUCCAGUUUUCCCCAUCCUCUUACAGAAAGUUUGUUGUAGUUGUUCCUGUAAAAAUGACAAGCCAUAUCAUUUCUCUGUAAUUGUUUUUCUCACUCGGUAUAUCCAUGGCAACUCUUCUGAUCAGUAGCUGCAGACAGCUCUCCCUCUUCCUCUCCCCCUUCCACUCCUCUUACUCUCCCCCUCUCCCUCUGGAAUUUAUUUCUGUAUAUGGUAUAAGAUAGAGGUCCAACUAUACAUUUUGUUCACAUUGUAUACCUAAUUUUGCCAUCACAUUUAUUACAUAAAUCACCUAUUUCCUCUCUCCCUCUCUUUCUCCUUCUCCUCCUCCCUGCCUCUGACAGCUGCAUACAUAGUACAUGUUUAUGUACCAAAAAGGUAUUCAACUAUUCCCUUAUUGAUGGUCAUUUAAGUUAUUUCCUUUCCUUGUUGCACCAUAGCACUGCUGCAGUACAUUUUGGUGCUUUUGUAUCUAUAGAGUAGAUUCCCAGAAAUGGGAUUGCUAGGUAGGUAUAUAUUUAAUUUUAAGAGAUUAUUACAAAAUUACCAUCCAAAAUCAAAGUGCUCAUUUUCCAGCAUCCUCUCCAGCACUCUUUAAUGUUUGCAAAUCUGAAGAGUGAAAACUUACAUAGUAUUGUUUCUUUAAGUGAUAAACUCAACGAGGAGUUUAUGUUUUGUUUUUUAUUUGGAUUUCUUUUUUGUGAUUUGCCAGUGCUUAUCCUUUGCUCAUUUAUCUAUUGAAUCUUUGCUCUUUUUCUUAUAAAUUUGUAGGAAUUCUUACUAUAUUUUCUAUAUGGUGCAUAUUAAUCAUUUGUAGCCAAUAUGUAUUAUGAUUUUUUCCAUCCUUUUAUUAAUCUUGACUUUUCUGAUUGUAUCUUUUACUUUACAGAUUUUUAAAAAGUUUUCAGACAGACUACCAUCUCCUUUUUAGCUUUUUGGUUUCCUGUCUUUUUCAGAUGACUGUCCCCACCCAAGUUAUACAAAUAUUCACCUAUUUUUUUUCUAAAAAUUUUUAUUAAUUUUAAGGCUUAACUGAUCCGUUUGGAAUUUAUUUUUGUAUAUGGUAUACAAGAUAGAGGUCCAACUACACAUUUUAUUCACAUUGGAUACCUGAUUAUACUAUCACAUUUAUUAAAUAAACCACCCGUUCUCGAGUUCCUGAGCCAGUAUCACAUUGUUUUAACUACAGUGGCUUGACCAUAAAUUUUGGACUUUUGGUAAAGCAAGUCACCCUCUCAUUAGCUUCUUUUUUGGUAUAACUUGUCCUAGACAUUCAUUAUUUCAUAUGAAAGUUGAAAACACUUUUCCACAUUAAAAAAAAAUUUGAUAGUUAAAAUUGUCUUACAUUUCUGCAUUUUUAUUAGAGGAUUAUUUUAAUAAUAUUAAUCCUUAACACUCAAGAGUUUCAGUAUAUCAUUAAAAUCUUUUAGUUUUUUUGGGUAAUUUUCUUCUUAUAGGUCCGUACGGUCUGAUUAUAUUUAUUUCUAAAUAUUUUAAGUUUUUGUCACAUUUUGACUUUUUAAAUUGAGUAUUUUUCCUCCUCAUUUGUAACUUGUUAUUUUUGGUAAUAUAGACAAACUGCCGAUCUUUUAAAAUGUUUACCUUCUAUUUAAUCAACUUACUAAAUGUUCUAAAUUACACUGGGUUUUUAAAAUAGAAUAUUUUGGACGUUUUAGGUAUACAAUCAUUUCACCUGCCAAAAUAGAUAAUUUUAUUUUUUCUAAUGUUUAUAUUAUUAUUACAUCAGCAGGAUUCUCCAAAACAAUGUUGAAUAAUGAUUAUGACAUACAUGCCUGUCUGGUUCUUAAUUUUCACGGAAUUGUCUUUAAUAUUCCCUAUUAAUAGAAUAUUUGCUGUUGGUUAUUGGUAAACAGUCAUAAACCAUUACCAUGUUUAGAAAGUUUCUUCUAUUCCUGCUUUACAUAGCAUGAUUAGUAAAAGUGGCUCCUGAAUUUUAUCAAAUGUCUUUUCAGCACCUAUUCAUAAAAUCAUUGGAUUUUUUUCCUUUAAUUUGUUGAAUUAGAGUGCCAGGUAUGUGAUGUUGAAGCCGACUUAUGUUUCUGGAAUAAAUCUUAGUUGGUCAUGGUGUAAGAAUCAUUUGAUACAUUGCUGGAUUUAUUUACCAAUAUUUAUUUUAGAAUUAUUACAUUUACAUCCCAAAGUGAAAUUAUAUUUUUUCUUUCUUACACUGUCAGUUUCAAGUUUUUUUAUUAAAAUUGUGCUAGCUUUAAAAAAUGAAUUAGUGAGUUUUCAAUCUUUUUCUAUGGUCUGAAAUAGUUUAACUCGCAUUAGAAGUAUUUGUUCUUUAAAAAUUAGCUAGUACUAAACUGUAAAUCAGUCUAAUCCUGUUGACAUUUUCAAUGGUAGAUCAGCUUGCUUAUCUCUCCAAGGGUAAUUGAUUUAUUCAAGCGUUCUCUUAGAAAGGAAUGUGUACUCUCUGGGAAAUUCAAAGUUUAAAGUUUUCAUUAUUAUCAAGAUUCUUGAUUGUAUGAUUCAGGUACUUUAUGUCCUUUCAUGUUGCAUAUGCAUAUGUCCUAGGUAUGUUCAAUUCUGGAAACAUUGUAAUAAAAUCAUCAGCUAUAAUGGUGUGUUGAAUUCUCUUUGUAUUUUAUUUUGGAAUAUUAAAACAUAAUAUAGAAAAUAUGAAUGAUAUAACAAACAUUUGUUUACCUUUACCCCAAAUUAAAAAAUGUUCACAUUUUGGCAUAUUUGCUUUAGAUAUAGAUUUAUAUUUUUAAAAAGUCAGAACAUUACAGAUAAUAAAUCUAUUUCCCAGUACCAUAACGUUUCUUUUCUCUGCAGAGGCGAACACUAUCAUGAAUUUAGUGUGAUUCCUGUCUAUGUUUUGUAUAUUUACUGCAAAUAUAAUAAUCGAUAACAGUA